Messenger RNA from Sphaeroforma arctica JP610, 1703 nucleotides. RefSeq lists its product as hypothetical. The record is from RefSeq and is a predicted model, not a curated record. Lineage: Eukaryota; Ichthyosporea; Ichthyophonida. The annotation marks the transcript as partial. The transcript has 6 exons.
GGAAUCAUGUACAAUACGAUGUAAAGAUAGAAAGCCUCAACAAGCUUCAGCUGACACAGCUGAGUCUCAACUCUAUCUUCUCAUCGGUGGGAGGUUGCCAGGAGAGACAAAGUGUCAGUGAACAUGGACGCCUUAAGUUGCUUGGUUCUGGCAUGGAGGGCGUUGUUGACAUAGAUCUGGCACCCGCAGUCACCUGCGGGGCAUUGUACGACCCAACCGUGGUGUUACUCGAAUUUAACUUCUUGUGCGAAUACAGUGCGGGAGCAGCACAGCGAAGACGAAGACAAAUCACCAAUGUGCAGGGCUCAUCCAGUGUGGGCCGGCUGCAGAAAGCAAUCUCCGUGAAGAAGGCCACGACGGAUACGUAUGCUGAAACGGCAACAGCAGCUGACAUUGUCGCUAACACGACAGCCACGACCAAUACUACCACAGAAGCGACCAAUGUGUCCCAGGAACAGAGUACCUCAGUCUCUAUGGGUAUCAUUAUUGGCGUGGUGGUGGGCGUACUGGUUCUUAUCGGCCUGAUCGCCUGUCUAAUAAUGUAUUGGGUAAUGAGACGCAAUCGCAAAAAGAAGGCUCAACGGAAGCAGCCUAUCAUAGUGACCCAACUCUCGCAAGCGAAUUCAGUCUUCGGAGUUAUGUCCAAGGACAAUAUGAACGCCGCGAGUCAAACGUUAUUUAGACUGAAGUCUUGUCCCGGGAUAGACGGAGCUGAUCAGAUGGUAAUGGAGGCUGUCGGUGUGAUGAAUGAUGACGGAACAGUGGGCAACAUACUUCAAGCGCCCAGAACAGCAGAUCCAUAUUCUGGUUCCGGCCCAAAGGCAUUCACCUUCGACACGGGGGCUCAAUCAUUAAACGCUAAGUCGGCUGAACAGUUGAACUAUCAUAUCCAAGAACUGGAGAGGCGGAAGCGUCUCCUCAAAAUCCAGCAGCUCAACAGGGAUAUCAGUGUGCUCAGCACGGGCGGUGGUGUUGGUGACGGCGCUGGGGCGUAUCGGUACAACGAUCAACAACCUGCAUAUGGCGACCUUAGUGCGUUGCGCUCCAGGAAUGGCGGUGGUCCACAGGGCACUACAAAAGCGCUUUCACAAGGCCCCCCUUCAUCUAACGGUGUCUCGUCAGACGGCAGUUUUCCUUCUCGCCGCAAGUCAAGUGCCGAGAUUUCUGCACAGUCUUUCAUUGUGGAGGAAGAGUACCUGCACCAACCAGACGCCUCUCAAAUGAGAGGACAUCACGGAAAUAAGCCACACAGUCCACCUGCUAGCAGACGGAAGAGUGUGGGUUCAGUUUCGAACCAGGACUCUGGGUAUGGCAGUCUGCAAUACAGUCGCAGCCGAUCAAAUCGCAGUUAUAACGGGCAUUUGAUGCAACACAAUACUCACAUGAAUCAAGAGCUACAAUAUACUAUUGAGGCAAACGAACCGCUGGCAGAUGAUAAAUUCAACAACAACAAUCUUCCUCCGGUAGUCAUUAUGAAGCCAAUGCCGGCCAUGCAGGCGGGUGGGAAAGCAGCUGACAACGGCGAAAACAAAUUACGACUAAAGAAGUCGAAAUCGAAGAAGACGAAGACGAAGAAAGCAGUAGAGGGUUCGCCAUCUACAGUGGGCACAACACCAGCAGGAGAAACAACACCUGCGGGUGCAGUGGAUGUGCGUCCAAGCACUGAAUCUCUGUUUGAUAUGACCGCGUUUCAAGCAGUUUGA